AUGACAGAUGAGGAGUACAAGAUGAUGCUUUGUGUUCGGACAGAUAUUUCAAUGAGUGAAGGAAAGAAAUGUGCGCAAUGUGGACACGCAGCUGUGUGUUGUUAUGAAUUAGUACUCCAACAAAACCCGACCGUUAUUGAAGAGUGGAAGAAAGGUGGAAUGAAGAAGGUAGCUGUUCGUGUCGAGAGUUUAUUUGAGUGGGAAAAUGCAGUGAAAACAUGUCAAGAAUUUGGUAUAGUGUAUUCGGAGAUUGUUGAUGCCGGGCGGACUGAGGUGAGUCCUAACACAAAAACUGUUUUAGGAAUUGGACCGGCUCCAUCCUUUUUAAUAGAUGUCGUCACUCGACAGUUUCGAUUGCUUUAA
Molecule: messenger RNA, 363 nt
Organism: Entamoeba invadens IP1
Lineage: Eukaryota; Evosea; Mastigamoebida; Endamoebidae
Product: peptidyl-tRNA hydrolase 2, putative
Exons: 1
Coding region: 1-363 (120 amino acids)
Cellular component (GO): mitochondrion; cytosol
Molecular function (GO): peptidyl-tRNA hydrolase activity
Source: RefSeq, a predicted model, not a curated record